Enterobius vermicularis (human pinworm) is the source of this 309-nucleotide messenger RNA. The record is from the annotation of a GenBank genome assembly. NCBI's taxonomy places the organism in Eukaryota, Metazoa, Nematoda, Chromadorea, Rhabditida, Oxyuridae.
AUGCCAAAAGAGCAGUACAUGUGUCAGUUAUGUGCCAAUCAUGGCAUAUUUAAUCAGCCGAAAAAAGGACACAAGCAAAACUGUCCACAUCGACACUGUCCAUGUAAUUUGUGCGCUUUGAAUACGAAACGACGAGCAUUGGACCAAAUUGAACGACAGUUAAAAAAUGGUGUAACGGCUCCGUGUCCACAAAAAUCGCCAACACCAAUGGAGAAAUCACAGAUCAACGAGGUGCACGUGUUACCGCUAUUUUCCGGGACAUCACAACAACUUCCGGAAAACGACAACACUGCAAAUAGUAAAAAAUAA